CAACCCAUUUGCCUGUCGUCACUCUCAACAGAAGACAGGAAGCUCAACGAGCUUGUGGCAGCUGAAGCGACCACAUCGGCGGCAACGAAGCAGCAGUCCGACGAUCGAGUAGCAGAGGCGGUGGGUCUGCUAGCUCAACUCGUUUCAGAUGACGAAUGUAGAACGGCGCCCUACCGACGAUGAACCUGUGACCGACGAACGGCGGCAGCUGCUGUCCUCCAGAGCGCAGUGAAGGAAAGAAUCGACAAUGGUGAGAAGAAACCCUAGUUGUGAUCGAGAAAGAAGAAAUAGCAGCAGUGAACGGCCAAAUUUGGGCCCUUGUACAAAUAAAUAGGGAAGGUUAAUUAUGUAAUCUUGCAUUCUCAUUUUAUAAAUGCCACGUAUGUUCCCAAAUGUGUGAUUUGCCUAAAAUUCCA
Linum tenue is the source of this 416-nucleotide messenger RNA. NCBI's taxonomy places the organism in Eukaryota, Viridiplantae, Streptophyta, Magnoliopsida, Malpighiales, Linaceae. The record is from the annotation of a GenBank genome assembly.